AUGUCAAGAUCAGGUGUUGUUGUUGCAGACGAAUCCUUAAAAGCCUUCAAUGAAUUGAAGUUGGGUAAAAAAUACAAAUUCAUUUUAUUUGAAUUAAACCCAUCAAAGACUGAAAUUGUUGUUAAAGAAACUUCAACUUCAACAGAUUAUGAUGAAUUUUUAUCAAAAUUACCAGAAAAUGAUAGUUUAUAUGCUGUUUACGAUUUUGAAUAUGAAAUAAGCGGUGAAGGUAAAAGAUCAAAGAUCAUUUUCUUUGCUUGGUCUCCAGAUACUGCACCAAUUAGAUCUAAAAUGGUUUACGCUUCAUCAAAAGAUGCGUUAAGAAAAGCUUUGAACGGUGUUGCUAGUGAUAUCCAAGGUACUGAUUACAGUGAAGUCUCCUAUGAAACCAUCUUGAAGAAAGUCAGCAGUGCUGUAUAA
This is a messenger RNA of Hansenula anomala, 420 nucleotides long. It is a transcript of the gene COF1, whose product is annotated as cofilin. Gene Ontology annotation, cellular component: actin cortical patch; actin cytoskeleton; cytoplasm. NCBI's taxonomy places the organism in Eukaryota, Fungi, Ascomycota, Saccharomycetes, Phaffomycetales, Wickerhamomycetaceae. The record is from RefSeq and is a predicted model, not a curated record. Gene Ontology annotation, biological process: actin filament severing; actin filament depolymerization; cell motility. The transcript has 3 exons. Bases 1 to 420 code for a protein of 139 amino acids. Gene Ontology annotation, molecular function: actin filament binding.